This is a messenger RNA of Vigna unguiculata (cowpea), 3250 nucleotides long. RefSeq lists its product as uncharacterized. NCBI's taxonomy places the organism in Eukaryota, Viridiplantae, Streptophyta, Magnoliopsida, Fabales, Fabaceae. The record is from RefSeq and is a predicted model, not a curated record.
UCAGUGUAUCGGUAUUUGAAUUGAAACUUCAAAAAAUGAACACUAUCCCAUCGCAUUCCCAUCACACCUCUCUCCGUCUCUCUCUCUCUUCACGUUUUCUCUCACACUGUUUCAGUUUUGGCUUCUUAACUAAAAUCAAUCACCUCGCACAAUUCAAGAUCUGUGCAUCUUCACAUUUUUUUUUCCUACUGUGCUAUUUCUUCAUCUUAUUUUUUCGUUCUGUUUUUGGUAUCCUGAGCAUAACAUCCUAGGGUUUGUUAUCAUUUCGCAAACUAUUUCUUCCAUUUCACGUUUGUUUCGAAUCACAUUCUCCUGCUUCUUCAACCGAUUUAGUGCUUUCAAAUGCAGAGACCUAAAGGAAGCAAGCAGGUUCAUAGACGUAGAAAACUUCAGAGAUUUUCCUCUGAUUCUGGUUCUUGCAGUGAUGGGGUUGCAGAUGGAGAUUCAGGUUCGUUUCAAUUGGGGUUCGGGUCCUCAAAGCAACCGUUUGGAACUCCCAUGAAGAAGCUAUUAGCUGAAGAACUGUCCCGAGAAACUGAACCCAAAAGAAGAGCUCCCGGUGUCAUAGGCAGAUUAAUGGGUCUUGAUGGACUUCCGUUGCAAUUGCCUGCCAAUAAGCAUCACAAGCAUCUGUCAGAAAAUCAUGUGAAAGGAACAACACCGGCAGCGAAAACUCGAAGAAGUGGUAAAUUAUACGGCGGUCGAACGUCUGGAAGAAGUUCAAAGAAUCAGCAAGAGUUUAAGGAUGUGUUUGAGGUCUCAGAGAUCUCAAACAUAGAGAACUGUAGGUAUUCUUCCCAGGGGUCUGUAAAGUUGAAGAUCACUGAUGAUGAAAUGUCAUUUGUUGAACAGAAAUUCAUGGAUGCCAAACUCCGUGCAACUUAUCAAGAUUUACCGUCUUCCCAGGAUUCCCAUGAUACACUCGAGAUUUCUAAUAAUGAUCUUUUGCAAAAAUACUUUAAGCGGCCAGAUUAUUUGUUUAAAAGUCAUCUAGAUGAUCUGCAAGGUUCCCCUUCUGAAUCACAUUUUGAUCACAUCAGAGUUACCAAAUCAUCAGAUAUAGAGAACUAUGAACAUGGUGACUUAAGCCCGCCGGGCAGGGAGAUAAAAGGGUUGAAUUACAGUAGAUCUCAUCAGAAGCAUCGUGAUGGUUAUUCUUCCCAUGUAAUCAGAAGACAGGAUAUUCAUAGUUCGCCAAAAUCAUCAGAGCUUCAGUUUAAGGGAAGAAAUGAGCCUGAUGCAGUCCCAACAAGGAUUGUUAUCCUAAAACCUAAUCUUGGAAAAGUGCAGAAAGCUACCAAAAUUGGUUCAUCACCUUGUUCUUCACAUACUUCUCUGUUGGAUUAUGGAAAGUAUCCUAAAUUUUCAGAUAGCAGAUUUAGGGACUCUGAACUGAAUCAAAGGAAAAAUUUGCCUGAUAAUGCCUGGCAUUCAAGGCAAAAUUCUUUGGAAUCAAGAGAAAUUGCAAAGGAAAUCACAAGCCAAAUGAAAAAUAAUUUGGGUAAUGGCUCCAUGUUAUUAUCAACUUCUAGAUUUAGAGGAAAUACGUGGGACAAUAGCUCAUGUAGUUUUUCUGGGAAUGAAUCUCUUGAGGAAUCAGAGGUGACACCUGCAACUUUGGGAAAACCAUUUUACGUAAGUAAUACUAUCAGCCCAGCAUCAUGUUUUAGUGAGUCAUUUGUGACUAAAGAGGCAAAGAAGAGAUUAUCAGAGAGGUGGAAAAUGUCACUAAAGUCUCAGCAGGGUCAUUCUGUAUCCAGGAGUGGCACUCUAGCUGAAAUGCUUGCGAAACCUGAUAAGGAAAUGAAAACAGCUAAUUUUGACAGCAGCCCUAGUGGGGAAGGUUUACGUGAUAAACUUUCUAACAACGGUAAACCUGCUGGAUGGGUUGAACCAUUGGGUAUUAGCAGUAGGGAUGGAUGGAAGGAUGGAUGUAUUGGAAGUUUACCAAGGUCUAAGUCUCUUCCUGCUUCAUCUACUACUUCCUUCGGAAGUCCUAGAACAAUUUUGCGCCAUGAAGCUCUUCACGAUGAUCGAUUUAUGAUCCCAAAGGUAGCCUAUAAACGAGAAAGGAAGAAAGUGGUGAAGGGUCUUGAUCGGAGACAGUGUAUGAAUACGAGAAACCUAAAAAGCAAGAAGUCUCGGUGUUCCGAUCCAUCAAAUCUAGAAGGCAAUGAGUCAUCCCAAGACUUGAAUACAAUUCAAAAUAAAGUGAGGUGUAAUCUUGAAGAGGAUUUGCCGAAGCAAGAAAUGUUGGCCGCUGAGAUCGACGGAGAAACUACUGCAGUUACUGAAGCUGUUGCAAAUGUGGCAGAUGAAAAUGCAGUUGUUUCAUCUGAAUCUUAUAUUAAGGAGGUAUCAGUUGGGUCUUCCGCUGAAAAUUUUGUCCCCUUGCAAACACCUGUAUCUGGACUUGAAUCUUCAUGCUGUAAAGAUGCGGAUCAACCCAGUCCAGUCUCAGUGCUGGAACCUUCUUUUACUGAUGAUCUGUCAUCAUGUUCCGAUUGUUUUGAAAGUCUCAGUGUUGACAUACAAGGGCUUCGAAUGCAACUUCAGUUACUGAAGCUAGAAUCUGAAGAAUUUGUGGAAGGAUCCGCGCUAAUUCAAAGUGAUGAAGAUGGCGGGGAAGCAUAUUCAGGAAUAUCAGAAGACAAUGGAUUACUUAAUGGAGAUAGCUGGGAGUCCUCCUACAUGAUUGAUGUCUUGUCUGAAUCUGGUAUUGAUAGAGCUGUACCUGAUGCAUUUUUGGAAGUUUGGCAUUCUCUUGAAUGCCCUGUUAGUCUUUCAGUGUUUGAUGAGCUUGAAAAAAAGUACUCUGAUUGGAGUACUUGUCCACGGUCCGAAAGGAGAUUGCUUUUUGAUCGUAUAAAUUGGGGAAUUAUCGACAUAUACGAGCAAUUCGUUAGUGCACAAUCAUGGGUAAUCCCUUCGAGAGCCACAAAUCUUUGUUCUAGUUCUAAAUUGAUUAAAAGUGGACUCCAAGACUGUUUGUACAGAAUGCUGUGGAGUCAGGGAAAAGUAAAGGAUACGACACUGGGGAAGGUGUUGGUAAGCGAAUUGCAGUGGUUGAACUUAAGAGAUGACAUUGAUGGAAUAGUUAGCGAAGUUGAGAGCUUGCUACUUGAUGAUCUAGUGGCAGAGAUAGCUGUUACAUAGGCAUUUUUGCUCUACGAUGUUUCGUAAUACAUGAAUCAAGUAGUAAAAUGGUAAUUUCGCAAGAUGAAUAAAAAUUGAGACAGUAUUAUAGUGA